Fraxinus pennsylvanica is the source of this 1446-nucleotide messenger RNA. NCBI's taxonomy places the organism in Eukaryota, Viridiplantae, Streptophyta, Magnoliopsida, Lamiales, Oleaceae. The record is from the annotation of a GenBank genome assembly.
AUGAGCAUUUUUUUGGAACCUGAGAAGCCACAUGCAGUGUGCCUUCCAUUUCCAGCACAGGGUCACAUAAACCCGAUGCUCAAACUAGCCAUACUUCUUCACCACAGAGGUUUUUACAUAACCUUCGUCAACACCGAAUACAACCACCGCCGCCUACAAAAAUCUGGAGCUGCUGGCAGUAACUCGCCGGACUUCCACUUCGAGACAAUCCCUGAUGGUCUCCCGCAGGCAGAUUCUGAUACAACCCAACACAUCCCAUCUCUCUGUCUUUCCCUUAAAGAAAACGGUUUAGCGCCAUUUCGCCAACUUCUGGUGAAGCUUAAUUCUUCAACUGAGGGCAUCCCGCCUGUGACCUGUAUAGUAUCCGAUGCUAUAUUGUCAUUUGCCGUUGUGGCUGCUGACGAAAUUGGUGUUCCAUGUGUGUGUUUCCGUACAACAAAUGCUUGCUGCUUCUUGUGCAAUAAAUACUUGCGGAAACUGAUUGAGAAAGGAAUCAUACCUCUCAAAGAUUCAUCUUACUUAACAAAUGGAUGCUUGGACACUACUGUAGACUGUAUUCCCAGCCUGAACAACAUAAGACUCAGGGACUUCCCAGCAGUUAUUCGGACAACGGAUAUAAAUGAUCCAAUGCUAAAUUUCUCAAUGGAAGAGACUGAAAGAGUCUCAAAAGCAUCUGCCAUCAUUUUCAAUACCUUUGAUGCAUUGGAGGCUGAGGUUCUGAAUGCUCUCUCGCCACUGUGUCCUCCUGUUUACUUCAUUGGUCCCCUUCACUUGCUUGUCAAUCGACUUCAAGAAAACAGUCUGAAAUUCAUGGGAGGUAACCUUUGGAAAGAAGAACUAGGGUGUAUUGAGUGGCUUAACUCCAAGAAACCAAACUCAGUGGUGUACGUGAAUUUCGGCAGCGUAACAGUCUUGACACCGCAACAACUCAUUGAAUUCGCUUGGGGACUAGCAAAUAGUAGGAAAAACUUCUUUUGGAUAAUCAGGUCAGACACCGUAGUUGGCGAUUCUGCCAAUUUGCCAUCUGAGUUUGUCGAAGAAACUAAAGACAGAGGCCUCAUUGCGCGUUGGUGCCCACAAGAACAGGUGCUCAGCCACCCAUCCAUCGGAGUUUUCCUAACGCAUAGUGGCUGGAACUCUACAAUCGAAAGCAUGUGUAGUGGUGUGCCCAUGAUGUGUUGGCCCUUCUUUGCUGAUCAGUUUGUUAAUUGUAGGUUUGCAUGCACAGAAUGGGGUGUUGGCAUGGAAAUUGAUAACAAUGUCAAUAGAGUUGAAGUGGAGAAGAUUGUGAGAGAAAUGAUUGGUGGAGAAAAGGGAAAGAGUUUGAAGAAUAAAGCAAUCGACUGGAAGAAAAAGGCAAAAGAGGCCACUGAAAUCGACGGUUCAUCUUACUUGAACUUCAAUAACUUAGUGAAAAAUGUACUGCUUGCCAAGAAGACCGGUUAG